Messenger RNA from Miniopterus natalensis, 954 nucleotides. RefSeq names its product zinc finger protein 784 (gene ZNF784). The record is from RefSeq and is a predicted model, not a curated record. Gene Ontology annotation, biological process: regulation of transcription by RNA polymerase II. Gene Ontology annotation, molecular function: RNA polymerase II transcription regulatory region sequence-specific DNA binding; DNA-binding transcription factor activity, RNA polymerase II-specific. Gene Ontology annotation, cellular component: nucleus. Lineage: Eukaryota; Metazoa; Chordata; Mammalia; Chiroptera; Miniopteridae.
AUGGCCGCCGAGCGCCUGGAGCCCCGGAGUCCGAGCUCAGCGGCCCGGGACCCGCGCGCCCCGGAGCCGCCAGACCUGGUCCUGGUGCCUGAUGACCGCAGCCCGGCCACGCCCCCGACUGACCUCAUUGAGAUCCAGGUGGUGAAGGUGACAGACACCACCCUGGUACCCGAGCCCCCGGAGCCAGGUUCUCUUCACUGUGCCUUGUGCCCAGCUGCCUUCCGGCUGGUCUCCGAGCUGCUGUUCCACGAACAUGGCCACCUGGCGGGCGCCCAGGGCAGCGGGCAGGGCGCGGACCCAAGCCGGUGCCAUGUGUGUGGCCACAGCUGCCCGGGCCCCGCCAGCCUCCGCGCCCACUACAGCCUGCACACCGGAGAGCGCCCUUACCGCUGCCCCCUCUGCCCCCGGGCCUUCAAGGCUCUGGCGCCCCUGCUGCGGCACCAGCACCGGCACGGGGUGGCACCGGGGACCCCUCCAAGGGCCCCGGACGUGGCAGCCGAGGCGGCUCGGGAACAGCGGCCCGAGGUGGUGAUGGCGGCGGCGGCGGCCGGCGCGGCCGUGGGCAAGCCCUUCGCCUGCAGGUUCUGUGCCAAGCCGUUCCGCCGCUCCUCCGACAUGCGCGACCACGAGCGCGUGCACACGGGCGAGCGGCCCUACCACUGCGCGGUGUGCGGCAAGGGCUUCACGCAGUCCUCGGUGCUGAGCGGCCACGCGCGCAUCCACACCGGCGAGCGCCCCUUCCGCUGCGCGCUCUGCGACCGCACUUUCAACAACUCCUCCAACUUCCGCAAGCACCAGCGCACGCACUUCCACGGCCCGGGGCCGGGGCUCAGACCCUCCGGGAGCCCGCUGGCGGCGGGGGCCGAGGGACCGGGGAGCGGGGGCGCGGCGGGAAACACGCUAGAAGAGGGGCGCGGGCGGACGGCAACCGUGAAGGCGGAGGUCGACCAGUAG